AAGUGAAGCAGCUGCAGUCAGAUGAACUGCAGUUUACAGAUAUUGACACAAACCCUUAAAACUCGCUCAAAAUCAACCUGCCAGUAAUGAGAAGCACGGCAUGGCAGACAGACAGGACAAUGAGGUGGAGGAGGCAGAGCAGGUGUACCUGCUGAUGAAAGAGGAGCACAGGAUAUCACGCAACGUGCGUCUGUCCUGGUUCCUCCACCGGCUCAAUCAGGUCGUUCGGCCCAGUCCUCUGUCCGAGCUGCUGAAGUCAGAGAAUGACCUGGAUGUUUUGAGCGUCCUCCCGAAAGGAUGGCAGCCCGAUUCUCCUCCCUCGUCCUGCCCGUGUCUGCUGGUUCCCUCCACGCGAGUCACUUUCCUGGCGCGCAGGUACCGCUUCAUCGUCGAGCUGGACCUGAGCCCGUCCACCGGCAUCGUGGAUGACAGCACAGGAGAGAUGAUCUUUGAUGAAGUCUUCCACGCUCUGUCUCGGUGCUUGAUUGGUUUGGCGAAACCCUUUAAAAUCCCAGGAACUGAUCACGUGUUUCAGCCGGAGAUCUUCAUCACCAUCCUGGCGUAUUCCUCCAUCAUCGGCCUUAGUUCCCACCAGGUGUUGGUUCAGGGCUGUCAGCUGGACUGUAUGGAUUUGGAGCAGUUCUUGCAUCAGAUCUAUCAGCAGCUGAGAGCCGUGGAGAGCAGCAUCGCUGAUGUCCUCCAGCAGCAGCAAAAUCAGUUCAGUGGACCUGUCUAUCAGUCCUUCUCUAACGAUGCAGCGGAGGAAGCGUCUCAGAGGAAGCCGGGGGUUUCCAUGGUGACGGCCGAUGUGGGGCUGGUCAGUAUGGUCCGGCAGGGGAUCCUUGCUCUGCAGCUCCUGCCUCCAAACUCUGGUGCUGGCAUAAUAAUCAUCACCGAUGGAGUGACGAGUGUCCCUGAUGUAGCUGUGUGUGAAACACUACUGAACCAGCUCAGAAGUGGAACCAUUGCCUGCUCAUUUGUCCAGGUGGGCGGAGCUUACUCCUACGACUGUAGUUUUGGCUACAUCCCCAACGUGGAGCUGAUGAAGUUCAUCUCCAUGGCAACCUUCGGCUCCUACCUGUCCAUGUGUCCAGAGUCCGACUCCACCGGUGACGAGAUGAACGCUUACCACCGCUCCUUCCUCAACUACUCCUUCCUGAGGACCGGCGAGUCCAUGAACCCAGAGUACUACUGCUUCUCCCAGCACAGGCUGUUUAAUGAGCACCUGGUGUCAGCGAGUGGAAACCCUGCCUUAGUGAUGCGCAGGAAGAAACACACGGAGAAGGAAGUGCAUGCUGACCUAAUCAGCGUCCUGUCCAUCAGACUGAGAGAGGGAUACACCAUCCGGGAGAUCAACAUCACUAAAGGAGGAAGUCAGCUGGAGGUGAAGCUGGUCCUCCUCUGGAAGCAUAACAUGCGCGUCGAGUACCUCGCCGUGGCGUCCUGGCCCCUGAAUCCAGUCAAACGCACCACCUGGGUGGAGGUGACCAUCGAGGGCAGCUACGACAUCCUCCACGACAUCAGCUGCACCAUGAGGAAACCCAUCACGAGCCCCUACCGGACGUCUGUCAUCCGCCGCUUCUGGAACACUCUGCAGAGCAUAAAUCAGACAGACCAAAUGUUGGUGCACCUGCAGUCCUUUAAUUCCAUCCCAGAACACUACACCAUCCCCGAAAGCACGAAAAAUGGGGUUCCUCUGUUUUACAUCCCACCUGGAUCCACCACGCCGGUCCUCUCCCUCCAGCACAGUGGCUCUAAAGACUCCAGCCAAUCACAGUUCGCCUCCUACUGGAAGCCCAUCCUGUCCAUGGACGCUAACUUCUGGCAGCGCUGGCUGCACAUGCAUCGCAUCGCUAUCAUUCUGGAGCAUGACAUCCCGGUCCCGAAGCACGUGCACAACGCUGGCAGUAACGGUCGCUUCAGCACCAUCCAGUGCCGUAUCUCUCACUCGGCGCUCACCUCGCUGCUCAGGGACUGGAGCAGUUUCGUCCUGGUGGAGGGAUACUCAUACAUCAAACUUAUUUACAGUGCCUCUGAGUUGCCGCCCGUCUCCUUCUAUCUGGUGCGUCUGAUCUCUAAAGCUCCCUGCAUGGUGCUGCGAUUGGGCUUCCCGAUAGGAACUCUGGCACACACUAGGAACAAGAUUGUGGACGAACUUCGAGAGCAGAUCUUAAGGCUGCGGUUCCCUCAUCGAGUCCAGAAUAAGGAGGCCACGCCAAAAACCAAACGGAAGAUUCUGGGUAAUGCGUCGCCCUCCAAAUCCCCUCCUCUUCCUGCGGCCAAACCGGCGCUGUCUGACCGGCCGUGUGUGGUGGUGCUCAACAAACCCCUCGAAAAACUACUGAUCAGGUACGAGAAACUCCCGUCGGAUUUCCGCAUCCCUUUCAUCUUGAACAUGGAGCCGCUGGCCCAGCCGCCCAUCAUGGGCGCCCCUCUCAGCAUGGCUGCCAGCAGGACGGCGUCCUCCACCAUGGCGUCUCUGUCCCGUUACUUCCUGCACCAGCGCUGGGUUUGGGCCGUUCAGAACGGGCCGGGGACCGCCGUAUCGCUGCACGCCGUCGCUCAUAUCCUCUCUAUGCUCUCAGAUAUUCGUCUGUCGGAGGGCUUCCACUUCGCCGCCAGCGGGGAGGGUAUCAUCAACAUGGUGGCAGAACUGCCCAUGCAGAGUUCGUCAGCUGAUUUGGACGGAGACAAACACACCUGCAUAGUCCAGUACAUCCUUUUCCCGCCUCAUUCCACUUCUACUAAGGACAGUUUCUCCACAGAUGAUGACAAUGACACUGAGGUGGAGGCUAUAGAUGUGGACACGGAGCUGAGUUUAGUGACGGAGUGCUGGGUGGAGCCUCAGAGCGGAGCCGUCUGUAGCUCUCUGGAGCAGCAGAGACACUUCCACGAGCUCACCUACCAGGAGAUCCCUCAGGCUAUUUUUCCCCGUGACCUGUCGUGCAUGACGACGAUGAUCACCUUCGAAUACCUCAUCCAGCUGUGUCAGAAUAAAGAGCAGGUGUGUCCUCUGAGCAGCGUCAGAGAUGCUCCAGGCGAGAUCCCGGCCACCGCUGCUGCGGAUGACUGUAUACACACUGUGCCUUUCCAGUUCGACCUGAUGAAACUCUUGCCCAAGUGUCAGCAGAUCGAGCUCUUCUUCUACACCUUCAGCCGAGAGGGUCAAGCGGAUGCCUCCCGAAGCGCCUCCUCUCUGCCCAACGAUAUCCUCCUGAGCCUCUUCCACGGCUCUCUGCAGAACGAGCUCAGCGACCGAGAGAUCCCGCUGACCGACAGCGAUCACGUGGAGUUCAUGCAUCACAUCCUAGAGCGGGAAAGAGACGGUCACGUGGCUCCAUUCUCACUUCCUGUCAUCAAAGAAGAGAGCUUGAAGCAUCCGGAGAGGCAGGACACUGUUCUUUCUUUCCACACUAUAGGAAGCAGUAAGGAGGUGACGGGCUCCUCAAGCACACUACAGAGCUUCAGUAAUGCAGAUCUGGUAGACGACGAGCCAGCUGGCGUGGAGCAGGAUGGCUUAUCUCCUCACUGGAAAUGUUAUGCCAAAUACAUCAGUCAUCAGCAGAUCCUGCUCACUUUCCUGCCAGCUACAUUUACAGAUGUGCAGCUUUUGAUGUCUUCUGGGCUGGAAACCGAACCUCCAAUCAACAGCAGUCUCCUGGAAGAGGAGGAGACCCGUAGUCACGGCGACGGCCAAUCGCAGGCUGGUUCCGUCAGCGGCUCUGCCAACGGUCCACAGGCUGGAACUGGUCAACAUGGAGAAGACAGGAAGGGGUCCAGAGCAGAACCAGAAGAGACGCCUGCAGGACAGAGCAGCUUGAACCAGAACCAGAGACUUUCAGCUUCAGAGGAGAAGGACGGUGUUCAGUUUGUGGAGCCUCAGAAGCGAGACUGUCACAUCACGUUCGGCAGGCAGACGUCUCAGCAGAGCAGUUCAGACGCAGCACGACCCCGAUGCCCAAUCUACAUCUACAACUGCUCUCUGGACUCGCUCAAAGAGCAGCUGGUCCACCCACGCUCCGGACGCCAGCACAGAGACGUCUUCUUCAGAGCUCAAGAGACAGACACCUGGGAGUUCAGUCAGCAGCCCAAAUACAGGUCAAUCUCUCAGGAGCGCAGCAGCACCUCCUCCUGGACGGAGCUCAUGACACACCCUCACAAACACAAAGAACUGGCCAACUACUGCAGUCUACUGCAAGAACACUACUACCAGAGCUAUGUCAAAGGUGUUUAUCGCAGUCUUCAGCAGUCGUAUAACGUGAGCUCUCAGGACGUGCUGACGGCCAUGGACUACUGCGAGGAGUCUCUGCAGGAGAUCGACAUCACUUCCUUCCUGCAGACGCUCUGCGGACACGUGCGGGUGUUUCGCGAGCGCCACGAGCUGCACGGUUGCGUCGGCGCGAGCAAGUCCGGUCGCGCUCCCACCACCUUCAUCAUCGGAGAGGGAGAGGAUGACAGAGCCGACAGAGCCACGCUGGUGUCCUCAUCCAGCGUCGAGCUGGAGGACGCGAGCGAAGGUGAUUCCAGAGGGAAAGUCUCUGCUCCCGCAUCCCCGCUGGACCUGAACGAGCCCAAGUCUCCAAGAAUCCCAGAAUUCCCUCUGUCGCUCCUCCAGUCUCAGCAGAAAUGUGAAGUGUAUCCCGAUCUACACAAAAUCAUACAGGAUAAAUUCAUGGAAAUUGGUGCUCAGUAUUUCAAGACGGUGCCGUCCAACCCGCAUUAUUUUUUUUACUGCCUUCCAUCUUCCAAAAAAGAGGAGGAUUCAGACAGAGAGGGAGAGCGGAGAGCCAGCGAGGACUGUGAAGUGUCUGAAGCUGAACUCGCCACAGAAGACGAGAAUGUUUCGGGCUGCUGCAUCGUGACGGAGAGCGACACGGAUCUGGAGGUGGAGUACCAGGACUGUGGGAAUGGCCGAGCGGAGGCUGGCGGGAAGGGAGCGGGUGAAGGGGAGUCUCCUUCCGACUCCAACACGGUGAACCAGGACGAGGACUCCUUCAGUAUCCUGGACGGAGACUCUCUGCUGGAGGUGGAGGGGCCGCAGACGGAGAUGCCGCCUCUGUUUGUUCACCUCACCUGCUCCGUCAGCAUGAAGAGCUGCCAUGGCUCCAUGCCCACGCAAACACUGCCAACCUGUCUGGGUGAAGUCAUUACCUGCCUUGAGAACACCGAGAGUCUUCAGUCGGUGGAUCUGAACGAGCUGUCUGUCACUCUUGAUAUCUUCGUGCUCACGCUACCUCUGGAGAUCGAGGUCAUGACCCCUGACUUCCACCACAACAGGUACACGUCUGAGAGCAGCGUGUCUCUGAACCGCUCGCCUGGACAGCCCUCGUCCUACCGCUCUGACGAGGAGCUCAUGGCUAAUCUGGACGGUCUGCGCGGGGUCGGUGCGGAAAGUAUGUCUGGAGAUCCCCUGUCCAAACUUCCUAUUCCCCACAAAACGGCUGUUUUAGCCACCAUGGAUGAGAUCCGUUGGCUGUUGGAGGACGAGAUCGUCUCUGCUCUACGGCACUCGUCUGUUAUCAGCUCCUCUACGCUGCAGAAAGUGUCGGAGCACGUGUGUCGCUCCAGCGGCCGUCCGCAGUGCCACUGCGAGCUCGUUCCCCUGCAGUUCGUCUUCGGUCCCGAGCAGUCGCUGGAGAAGUUUCGAGAGGAGUUCAAGAGGUUAUCUCUUCCCGGUUACCUGCUGAACGCCGAGCAGCACAACUUCCACUACGUCUCGCUGAGCCGCCAGCAGUCUCGCAGGCUCCAGGCGGCGAGGCAGCUGUCUAGCAUCGCUGCUCAGUACUGCGCGGCUGCAGGACCGGCGUCUUGGCAGAGCGGCCUGUGUCCCGAGGUCGAGGACGGAGCCAGAGCGUCGGCAAACAUCUGCACGUCAGACAGAGAAGAGGCCAAGAAGAGAGAGCUCAACACCGAGCAGGUGGAGUGUGGAGAAGCGCAGAGGGCUGAUGAAGACCCGCGGCCCGCAGCAGCUAAUUCAGCCAGCGAGUCCCUCUCCGAGACCUCUGACCCCGGGCAGGAGACUCGACCUCAGAGCGCCGCUCACCUGAACGAGCGCUCGUCUGAUCACACGUCUCCUCCCAAAACCCCGUCCGCCGCCAGCCUGGCCGAGUCCGUGCAGUCCACCACACACAGCAGUGGGAAGCUGCGGCCCAGUCGAGUUCAGAGCGUCGUCUCCAGUCAGGGAAGCCUGGACUCAGACAUGCUCGGUUAUGACGGAGGCAGCAGUGAUUCUGAGUGUGACGGACCCACCAUGAACGAGCAGGAGAGACAGACGCCGCUCAUGCCUGAUUUCUGGCUCAUCAUCAGGAUUCAUCAGGACAGAGUGGAGGUUUUCUCUCAUGCCAGGAGUUUGAACCGAGAGAAAGAGGAGGAAGAAGAGGAAGAGGAGGAGAUCCCAGAGUACCUGCGUCUUCAUCAGCUGGUGGUGAGGAAGAUUGGAGAAAUGUGCCGAAUCGUCAACCAGCGCCUCCUGCUGCAGGACCUGCAUGACAUUCGCAUGUGCAACUCUCUGUUAGUGGCUGAGAGCGAGGAGGAUAUCUGGAAGCACGAGUCGCCCUACCGGCCCAGGAUGACCAACUCUGACGAUUACAACGCAGACGAGAGCUAUCAGCCGCGGGACUACCUUGCUGCCACCAUGCAGUUCAUCCCGGGAUACUUCGCCUGUGACGUGGUCUGGAGCACCGUUAUUUACAUUCACCCGCGCCUCAAGAUGGGGCCCAACAUGGGCGUGUCCCGAGCUAUCCAGGCGCUGCGUUCCGUUCUGAACGCUUUCUGUGUGGUAAACCGCAAAAACAUGUUCGUUUAUCAGGAGCGCACCACCAAAUCUGUCUUCUACCUCCGGCUCUCAGAGACGUCUCAGGCAGGGAAGUACAGUGAUUUGGAUGGAAAUGUGCACGUGUCUCGCUCUGUCGGUCUGGCCCGCAGCCAGGAGCCGCUGGGCUCCGAGGACCUCACGGCAUCACGCUCGUCUCUGGAAGGCUCAAGGCCGGUUGGACUGGUGGACAAACACAUUUUGCUGCAGGUGCAUGGCGUAGGGACCGCAGGUCCAGAGAUCUCUGAUGAAUUGGUGAAGGUUUUGAGGAAGCGUCUGGAUGAGGCCACGCUGGACAUUAUUACGGUCAUGCUGGUCAGGAACUGCAAACUGACGCCUGCAGAUGUGGAGUUCAUUCAGCCUCCCGGCUCUCCGGCGACGGAGGUGAUGGAGUUCUGUCUGCCGCAGUACUGUGUGCCGUGGAUCCAGGCGGUGGCUCACUACCUCCGUCAGAACCUCCUCAUCUUCCUCCACAUCCCCAAAUACACUGACAGCAACAUGGAGCACCACUUUAAGCAUUACUUCCAUUCGAGCAGCGAGCUGCCGGAUCAUGACAUAUACCUGUACAAUAAACCUGGAGGCCAGGGCACAGGAGGCAAAGGUAUCGCCUGCAUCGCGUUGUCCUUCGUGGACGCUAAAGGUUGCGCUCUGCAGGUUCCGGCUCAGGACGGCGGCGGCGGCGGCCCGGCUCUCAGAGCCGACGUCUCCAGCGUCUCUCUCCAGCCGGACCAGUUCGAGGCCUUGACCACCGUGCUCAAAGUGGACUCUGGCGGCCAGAGCUCAGGUGCAGCUGUGUGCGUGCGCUUCGACGUGUGGGAGCAGGGUAACAUCAGCCCGCUGCAGCUGACCGACCGGCUCCGGGCCGCUCUACGUCAUGCUCUCUGUGACGUGCUCAUGGAGAUGCGUGUGCUGCCCAACCCGCUGUGUCUGGACACCUUCUGCCUUCCCGCAGCCGCCCGCGACGAGAGCGCAGUCUCCCUGAGCGUCCUGCAGUCUGACAGUAAGGAGGUGAAGGAGAGCGUUCGGAGGCCCAGCGGAGCUCAUGGGCUCAGGAGCAGCCCGUCUCCCAUCAUCCUGAGCUCAGCGCCCAGCUCCACCCCGAACACUGGAGCCAGCACGCCCGAGUCCACCACACCCACCGGGAAAACCACCCGCCGCAGCUUCUGGGAAAUACUGAGUAAACCAGAAACUUCUGAGCUUGGCAGUCCAAAGACGACAGAUGACAUUGUACAAGAGCGUGUUGAGGACAGUCGCGUGAACCGAAGGAGGCACAAGACUGAGAGCGUCAAACAGCAGUGGAACCAUGAGAAGGCCAUGGCAGUCGAGCAAGAGCAGGCCCAGAGGAGACAUGCAGUCCAGCUGGAGGAAGGUGAUACAGGAACUCUUCAACCCGUCUACCAGACCACGUACCUGCCCUGGGUCACCUUCAUGAACAGACUGGGUUGUCCUUCCAUCCAGCACUGUUCAGCUGAAGUCUCGCAUCAUUUCCUCCUUCCCUCCAUCCUGACGGAGACCGUUAAUCUGGUCGGCUCACUGGCCGGUGACACAGCGGUCAAAGUGUUUGAGAGGACCAGCUGUCCUCAAGGAGACAUCUAUGUCCCACUGUCAAUCAUCCAGCACAUCAGCCAAUCACCUGGCACCACCAGGAGCUUCAUUCUCAUUGGUCGCAACUUCAGCCAAUGGCAUUGCAGUACAGAACAAGAAGACAGUUCAGAUGAAGAGAACAGUCCUGUACUAAAUAGGUGCACACCUCAUAAGGGCCUGCAGCGGUUCGAGGCUUUGGAGCACAGUGAUUGGCUGAACCCGGGGCAGGCCGUGAGGGGCGUGGCUCCCCGCCAGCGCUUCCUCUACAUACAGAUUAUCAAUAAGAAGGUGACUCUGUACACGUAUAACUGGUCGGUGGAUCUGGGCGUCUCUCUGAAUCAGGGUCUGGUCAGGCUGGUGCAGUGGCAGAACGCCCGCGCUCAUGUGGUCAACUGCCUCCUGAGUCAGAAAAUGGGCCUUUUCCAUCAUUACUGCUUCUCUGAUACACCUACACAUGAGGACCUAAAACAGGAGCCCAAUCUGUUCCUGAGCUCCACGGUCGAGGCGGACGCUCUGUUAAGGAGUCCGGUUCCUCCGGCCGCCAGUAAGGAUCAGGGUCGGAUGGGCGGCUCUGCUCGUGUUCUUCCUCCUCUGGCCUUCCCUGGAGAGCUCGUGCCCUUUGAUGAAGCUCUGAGAGACGUGAACACUGUGAGGCCCUUGUCCAGUCAGGAUGGGCCCGAUAUAGUCGCUCGCCAUGGAGCCCAGCUACUGGAGGUCAAAGCCGCUGAACGCAGAGAGCUGGAGAGACAGAUGAAGAUUGAGAAUCUGUUUGUGACGUGGCAGCAGCGCUCGGCUCAGUCUAACAUGCCCAUCUCUGUGGCGGAUCUGGACACACUGAAGCAGUCGUCUCGCCUCGUCCAUUACUGCGCCACUCCACUGCUCUUCGACCCAGUCUUCCGGAAACAGAUUCAAGAGGAACAGCUGCCUCAGCCGCAGAUGAAGAAGCGGCAUCGCUCCAGCGACUCGACGGCAUCCGGCCGGGAUCGCAGCUACAGCACGGAUUCCGCAGACAUGCUGCCGAGUCGUCUGAAGGAGGAGCCGUGGCUGCAGGACAUCUCCAGCAUGUUCCUGCAGCAGUACGUUCAGUAUCUGCAGAGCAUGGGCUUCAUCCUGGUGCAGGUCCGGCCGCAGUCGCCCGCUCGCAGCAUCGCUCGGGCCCGAGCUGCCAUGUUGAGUUCUUUAUCCACCGAAGGCAGAUCUUCCUUCUCCUCUUUCUCAUACAAUAAACAGAAGAGUGAAGACAGCCCCAAGAGCAGCGUGUCGAGCUCGGCGUCGUAUCACCUGCAGAGGGCACUGCCGGGAGGAAUCGUGCUGAUGGAGCUGGCUUUUCAAGGCUGCUAUUUCUGCGUGAAGCAGUUUGCGUUAGAGUGCUCGAGGAUCCCCAUGGGUCAGACGGUUAAUUCUCAGGAGUCUCUUCUCAACACACCUCCUAGCCAGCCGUUCCCCGAGGUGCCCACGGCCUCUGACUCUGCGCUGUCCAUGCUGUUCACAGAGGAGUGUGAUAAGGUGCGGGAUCUGAUGCACGUUCACUCCUUCAGCUACGACUUCCACCUGCGUGUGGUUCAUCAGUACCUGGUGGGCUGUCACAUGACCCUGCGGCAGGGCUACCAGCUCACGUCCUUUCUGGAGGACUUCAUCGCCCAUCACCCCGACAUACCCAAGUUUGGACGCAACCAUGUCUUCCAGGGGAGUUUCUCCAUCUCGACGGGGAUGAUCACAGCACAUCAGCUGUAUAAUUACAUCACCGAUCACGCCGGCACUUACGGGAUGAAGCCCUUGCGCAUGUCUAAGGCCGCGGUGACCACCGAUAACAAGAAGGGGACUCCGAGCGCAGACCUGCACGAAUACGCGCUCGUCGCUCUGUGGAACAGCUCUGGCUCGUUUAAGGAUCUGGAGGGAUUGAGACACCAUGAUGACUUUGACGUGUCUCUGCUGGUUUGUCAUAACGCCGCCCCGUUUGAGGAGCAGUCGGAGGGAGAGAGACACCUGCUCAGGCUGCGUUUCUACGUGAUCAUGACCAGUCAGAGGGAGCUGUUCCCGCGCUUGACCGCAGACAUGCGCCGCUUUAAAAAGCUUCCUCAGAUCCACCGUGACCCCGGUGACCUCAGCGGCCGCGCCCCUUCGGAGCGGAUGGAGGCCGGCAGGGAAUCAGAGCUGGAUCUGUGGGAGGACGCCGCCGUCCCCGUCAGCCCUGCAGCCAGCCCUGAGCCUGAGCCCAUAGAGAGCCUCCUGCACGCAGACGCAGACGCAGACGCAGACGACGCCCAGGGGCUCUUCUACCUGUGCCCUCUCUUCCCGCUGCUCAGCUCCGAGGUGCUGUCUGCGCGCCGGCAGAUCCAGAGCAGCGUGGAGCAGGCCAUGGGCCACUGCCGCAGGGAUAACCUCUGGAGGAGGCUCUUUCACGGAGAGCACCUGGCUCUGGAUAAACUCAAGCUCAGCAAGCUGGCCUUCGGUGAACUGGAAGAGCUGCUGGACGCUGUGCAGAGCAGAUCGGUCUCUGAGAUCGACCCGCAGCUGGACUGUUUCCUGAACAUGAGUCCCACGUGGUACCAGAGUCUCAUCAAAGUUCUUCUGUCCCGCUUCCCUCAGAACUGCAGGCACUUUAAAGACGACAGCGGCAUACAGUACCUGGCCGUCCUGAACCAGAAGUUCACAGACUGUUUCGUGCUCGUUUUCCUGGACACACAGGCGGGAAAAACAAGUCUGAAGGUUGUUUUCAGGGAGCCGUUACCUGCGCAGACGCAGUCGAGCAGCAGUCCUCCACCGCAGCUGGUCUCCAUGUACCACCAUCUGGAGUCGGUCAUCAACACCGCCUGCUACAACCUCUGGACGGGCCUGCUGUGAUGCCGUGUUUCUGCCAGCGGUGCAUCGGAGGGAGUCGAGUGUUCGAGUGAAGUCGGUUUGUGCAAAGAUCGAGCUUUGAGUCACUCGUCGCUCGCAGACCGAGGCCGAACGGGUCUCGUGUGUGUAAUGCGUGCUGCGUCGGCCAUGCUGCAUCCAUUAAAGCGAAUAAACUGCUAAUAUUUUGCACAGGAAAACGGCUAAGUGUGCCACCCUGUCGACCGGAGGGCGAUUAUCAGAGAGGGUGUAUUUAUUGCGUGUGAGACUGGUUUGCCAAAGCCGUGUCUUUCUGUAGUCUAGUGUUCACUUGUGCUGUUUUUUUUUUUUUCUCCAUCUUCUCUCGGUUGCUGAUGGUUUUUUUUAUCUUUACUGCCAUUUUUCAUCCCGAAAGUGCCUGUAUUUUAUUUUCAUAUGAGCUUGAUGGGAGCUAGCGUAUCAUGUUCACCUUUCAAGACGAAUCUCUUAAAAGGACGGUUCGCCCGCAAAUGAAAUUCUGUCAUCGUUUACCCACUUUUAGGCCUUUAGGAGUCCGUUUUCGUACAAGAGUAUGAUUUAAAGACUGUCGGUAAGCAAACAGCUGACGGUAGCCAUUGACUUCUAUAUAGUUUCAAUGUCAAUGGCUACCGUCAAUCUUCUUUUGCUUUUAGCAGCUACAAGAAAUUAAUGUGGGUUUGAAACAGCAUGAUGUUGAGUAAAUGAUGACAGGACUUCUUGUUUGGGCGAACUGUCCCUUUAAAUCAGUCACACGGCCUUUAUGUACCUUAAACAUAAAGAGCAGGCAAUGAUUAGUCCUACUAACUAGACACUGGACUCGUUCCUGAAGACCAUUUACCUCCUGCAGUGACAGAAACUGAAGAAUGAAAAUCUUUUACCGUUUAGUUGGGUUUUUUUUGGUUUUGAAGCACACUGGACGUUUUUGAAAGAAAGAUUUAUUAAAAUGUUAGAAGCUGAAUUAGCAAUUCAAAUGUGUGAAAAAGUUAUUUGUACAUUAUGUAUAUAGAGGCGGAUUUGUAAGAAAAACGCUUAACAAUAAAUCUUAAAUUAAAACAUC
Messenger RNA from Puntigrus tetrazona (Sumatra barb), 12287 nucleotides. Its product is annotated as KICSTOR complex protein SZT2-like. The record is from RefSeq and is a predicted model, not a curated record. Bases 101 to 11239 code for a protein of 3712 amino acids. Gene Ontology annotation, cellular component: peroxisome. The transcript is spliced from 75 exons. NCBI's taxonomy places the organism in Eukaryota, Metazoa, Chordata, Actinopteri, Cypriniformes, Cyprinidae.